Molecule: messenger RNA, 7759 nt
Organism: Rhagoletis zephyria (snowberry fruit fly)
Lineage: Eukaryota; Metazoa; Arthropoda; Insecta; Diptera; Tephritidae
Source: RefSeq, a predicted model, not a curated record
AAACCAGAAGUGCCUACUCAAUGAGCAACGUCGCCGCCGUGAGCAGGAGACCUUCUACAUUGAAGAGCUAGCAGCGCUGAUCACAGCCAACCAAGGACAAGGACUGGAUGAGAUGANAACCUCUGUGAUUUUGGAACUUGCAAGCAUUGCUCUCCCACUCUAUUUAGAGUGGUGUAUCUCACUAAACCAGAAGUGCCUACUCAAUGAGCAACGUCGCCGCCGUGAGCAGGAGACCUUCUACAUUGAAGAGCUAGCAGCGCUGAUCACAGCCAACCAAGGACAAGGACUGGAUGAGAUGAACUCACUCUCGGUGAAGCCGGACAAGUGUGCCAUACUGCAGGAGACGGUGAAACAGAUUCAAUCGAUCAGCCAGAGCCAAGCCGAUGACUUGCAGGCAUCGGAGGUGAGCUCCUCUCGGCCGAACUGCAUCCAGCCAGCGGACAUCAGUACGCUGCUCCUCGAGACGCUAAACUGCUUCAUCUUCACUCUCAACUCGGAGGGCUUCGUUGACUAUGUCAGCGAUAACGUACACAAAUUCCUCAAGUACACACCUAAUGAACUAAUCAGCAAGUCCAUCUUUGACAUUCUCCAUCCCGACGACCAUCCCAUAUUCAGCUCCCAACUGCUGUCAAUGGCAGCCGUGGGUAAUGGCCUCAACUCAAACUGGUCAUCCACCUCCUCCUCCUCCUCAAAGGCCACCAACUCCACGAGCGACGCCAGCAGCAGCAACCACACCGGCGAAAACCAGAUGAGUUCGACCGGCGGUAACAACAACGGUAACAACGGCAACAACAACGGCAACAACAACAGCAGUACCUCUUCUACGAGCACCUCCUCCUUUGGCUCCUCGGCCGGCCUGGGCUCCUCCUCACAGUUGACCUCCAGUAGUUCUGCGGCAAUUUCGCUGUUGCAGUCACCAAACAGCAGCAGCGGAAACAACAACAACAACAACCAGCAGCGUUUCGACUCGAGGUUCCUCGUCAAGCAGGAGGUGUCCAGUACGGUGGCCGAUGACGAUGACGAUGACGACGACGAGCACUUUGACGGCGACGACGACGAUGAUGAUAUCAUUCUGGAGAAAAAAGUCGAUGGAGGUGAUUUGAGCGAAGAGGACGGCGACAUUUCACUGAUUGAGUCAAAGGAGAGCCACGACCACCGCUCGAAGACUGCUGCGGGAAAGAAGGGUGGAUCCUCCUCUUCUACUGAUGGCUCCAGCAGGCGAGUCCUUGAUCUCGCGUCGAUGCUCGAGGGUACCGGCGAAGGUGGUGGUGGGGGUGAAAACCGUUCUUCGAAGCAAUCUUCGGCGGCCCUGAAGGCGAAGCGCCGGCGGCUGCGGCUGAUGAAGGAGCUCCGCCUGCCGAAGUACGAGCACAUGGUCGUCCACACGAAGAUGUACCCCAAUCCGGAGAGUCUUCGCCAGCAGCUGGAGGGCUCCGCGGGCACCACCGUCUCGGCGACGGGCGGAAAUGGCGGCGGCAAUGGCUCAGGAGGUAGUGGCAAUGCUAGCGGUGCCGGAUCAUCCACUUCUGCAUCGGGAUCUUCCGGAAACGCUGGGGCCUCCUCCUCCUCCUCGUCAAGCACCUCAGGGAGUUCUUCUUCCGGUCACCACCACCACCAGGAGAGCAACACUGCGCAGGCCGCCUCCUCCUCCUCUUCCUCCUCCUCCUCCGAUGAGAACCGCCUCCUCUGCAUCGCCAUACCGAACAGCGAGAAGGCGAGCGGCAGUGUGCAGAUUGAGACCUUUACCACCCGCCUUGACCACAAGGGCUUCGUCCUGGACCUGGACACGAGCGCCGUCUCCGCCGCCUACCGCGGCUUCCUCGACACCUCGCUGAAGAAUGAGCUCUUCCUCAAGUUUGUCCACCCGGACGCGAUGCACAAGGUGCAAGGCCACCUGAAGGAGGCCUUCAAGAGCGGGCAGGCGAUCUCGCCGGUGUACCGGUUUAAGAUUUCGAACGACAGGUACAUCAACGUGCAGACCAAGUCGCGCACCAUCUCGCAGGGCAUCGUCUUUGCAACGCAUUCCAUCAUUCGUGACGCCGACAGCGAGAUUGUGGUGGCGGCAGUUGCGGCUGCGGCUGCUACUGCUGCUACUGCCUCUUCUUCCACUUCGGCUACCGCCACCGCCACUCCUCCUCAACGAUCUUCACAGCAGGCACCACCACCGCCUACCGCCACCAUUACCACUGCAGGAAAUAGUAAUAAUAAUCCGAUGAUAAUGACCAGUGGUGGUAGUGCAUCUUCUCAAUCGGGGACGGCUGCGACGACGACGAUCAGCCUCUUCAACAGUGAUUCUUCCGAUCUGGUCAGCUUGAACAAUAACAGCAGUAGCAGCAACAGUAUCGUCAGCUCGAUGCCGCCGACGAUGAUGAUCUCCACGUCCAGUGCUGCCGCUGGACACAGUAACAUGGUCUCGCAGGCGCAGAUGGCCAUUGCCACGAAGAGCUCGGCAGCGACUGUCGCCAAUGCUGGUGCUGGUGGUGGUGGUGACAUGCAACAAAAGCGACUCAUCAUGAUGACAUCCAAUGCAAACAACCAACAGCAGCAGCAAAACUGGGGCAAUAUGGUGGCCACCACGGCCAACAACAACAGCAACAGCAACAACAGCUCAACAAUGUUCUCACUGGCGCAGCAGCAGCAGCAGCCGAUGAUGAUGAAUCAGAUGAGCAUGAGCAAUGCCUCCCUCUCGACGGUCACCUCCUUCACUGGUGGUGGUGCUCACAACAGUGGACAGCAACCGCCGAUGCUACAACAGCAACAGCAGCAGCACAAUUUACAGAUGUCAUCGGCGAGCUUGGCGACGACCAGUGCAUCAAGUCUGAAUCAGCCGCAGACGAUUUCAGUAUCCUCUGCUGCUCAGCAACAGCAGCAACAACAACAGCAGCAGCAGCAGCUGCUAAGCAACUUUGCGCCGAGCUCACCGAACAGCAACUCCAUACCCUUCGAUGACAUGGACAUGUUCAGCGGCGUCAACUGGGACAGCUUUGGCGCCGACGAGCCGACCACGACGGUCGAUCUGCCGCUUACCACCAGCCAAGGCCAAGGAUCAUCUCAAAAUGGCGGCCCGGGUGGCUUCCUCGAGCACGUCGGCGCCUCCUCUUAUGGGCCCACGGGAACUACCACCUCCACCGGGGGCUCUUCGAUGGCCACGCUGCUCACCUCCUGUUCACCCUCGCAGAACAACAGCAACAACAGUGAUGAUAAGCUGAGGAAUUUGCUAACGGGGGGCAACGGUGGUGGUGGUGGUGGUGGUCAGCAGCACCCACCUCACCCUCAGCCGGGCCUCGCCACCGCCGUUCGCCUGAACUCCCUCAACUCCAACUCCAACUCCUCCAGUGAUAUCAUCCUCCGCGAGCUGCUCGACAAUGAGGACAUUGGCGAUGGGACAGGUGGCGGCAGCAAUGUUCCCGGCGACCUGCCCAAUCUGGUCUCUCAGCAGCCCACUGCUGGCCAGCUGAGGCCAGCAGCCUCUUCAGGUCCUGGUGGCUUCAGCGGUGGUCAUCAGCAGUUGAUGGACGGAGAAUGCGGCAUCAAGCGAAAGACCUCCUUUGACCAGCAGGGUCUCUUCUCUUCGAUGGACGGCCCCAACUCUGACUCAAAGCGAAUGAUGACCUCCUUUCAGCAGCAGUCUGCCAACAACAACAAUCAACCGACGAGCUUUGGAGGUGCUGGUGGCCAAUUUUCUGGUCAGCUGACGCCAACACAACAGCAACAACAGCAACAACAGGGGCAAAACAAUGGCCAGCAGCAGGGACAGGGACAGAAUCCACCUGCCCAGCAGCUGGCCAACCAGAAUCCGAUGUUGGCGCGAAUGCUCGCCAAGACACCCAACACGCUGCCUGAGGAGCAGAAGAUGUCGAAGAUUGACUCGCUGAUCAGCGUGACGCCGGAUGUGAAGUUGCCCAGAGAUCUCGAGCAGAAGCUGCAGCCGACGCCGGCGCUUCCGGGUCACCCCGGGCAGAUGAUGCCUAAUCAACAACAGCAAAUGGGGCCGAUGCAAAUGCAGAUGCAGCUUUUGCCUCAACAACAGCAACAAAUGCAUCAGCACCAGAUGGUCAAUUUGCAGCAACAGCAUCAGUUGCAGAACCAUCAUCCACAGCAGCAGCAUCAACUUCAGUCAGGUGGUCAACAGCAGCAACAACAGCAGCACAUGACCAUUCCCUCCCCGGGACUGACUGGACCAUCAUCCGGACUGCCGCCUGGUCAGCCCGGUGCUCCGAUGAGCCUGCAGCAGCAGCAGUUUGCUACCAAGUCAUCGGCCAUUCCUCUAGGCCAACAGCUGAACGUCACACUGAGGCCAAAUCCGCAGAUUUCCGCCAUAAACUUUCAACAGCAGCAGCAGCAGCGUAAUCCACUGAACGCCAAUCAAAUGCGCCAAGUGCUGAGAGCGCAGCAGCAGCAGCAGUCGGUGCAGAACUCGACCAGCAGCAGCGACCACCAACUCCAACAGGUUCUGCAGCAGCAACAGCAGCAGCAGGGGCAGGGACAGCCCAUCCUGCAGCUGCAGUCGCCGAUGACCGUCGGUCAGCAGAUCGCCAACCAGAAGCAGCUGGCAGAGGCGAGAGUGCAGGCGGCGGCCGCCGUUCAGCAGGCCAACCAGGCGGCGGCGGUGGCGGCCGCUGCGGCAGCAGCCGCCGCCGCAGCAGCUUCAUCAGCCGCUUCAGUGCCAGUGCCAGUGGCGGCAGCAGUGCCACCGCCGGGCGCCACAGCCAACCGAACACUGGCUGGUGCAGCCAGUGCGACCACUACCACUGCUGCCAACUCUGCAGCUCUUCUCCUCGGUGGUGGUGGCUCUUCAGUCAACUCCACGUCUCUUGCCCAACUACAGCAAACUGGUGGUGGCAGUCAGCAGCAGCAGCAGGCACAACUGAUGCAUCAAGGUCAGAUCCGAACGAGGUUGUUGCAGCAGCAGCCGCCACAACUAGUCGCCGGCCAGCAAGUGCAGCAGCAGCAGGCACAACUUGGCAAGCCAGUCGUCAGCCUGCAGAGCAGUCUGCAGCAGAACGCGGCCAGUGGACAGCAGCAGCAGUCGAACGUCGUCGCAUCGUCGCUCGUCAGCAGCGUCACCAACGCUGUAAACAGUAACGGCCCUAGCCUCAUCAGCAGCAGCAGCAGCCUCGGUGGUGGUAGUAGUCUGGCCGCACAGCUGAACAGUCACGGGCCUCCUCACCAUCACCAGCUCCAUCAGCAGCAGCAGCACUUUACACUGAACGCCCUCGGCGGUGGUGGACCAUCGCCUCAUCCAUCGAUGGCGCCGACGCUUGUCCAGCAACACCAACAGCACCCGCAGCAGCAUCCGCAACAGCACCAACAUCAGCAGCAGCAGCAGCACCUUCAGUCGGCAGGAAUGAUGAGCGGCGGAAAUGGCGGUGGACCCCUCUCUGCUUCCCAGCCACCUCAUCACCACCACCCCUCUUCUCAUCCAUCUCACCCUCAUCCUCACCUCCACCAUCAGCAGCAGCAGCAGCAGCAGCAGCACUCACUGCUUUCCUCCUCCACCACCUCCUCCUCCUCGGCCAUGAACAUCGGCUCCAGCUCCUCACUGCUGGACAUGGAGGAGGACGAUGAACUGAACGACAUUCUCCAGUCGGUGAUUGACUUUGAUAUGACGCCUCUGCCGCCCCUCACCCCCUACGGUGGUGGUGGCUCGGCUGGAAGUUUAGGAGGAGGUAGUGGAGGAGGAGGUGGUCCUGGAGGAAGUGGUUCACUGGUCAGCGGCGGCGGAAAUGGAGGAAGUGGUGGUAGUGGUGGUGGUGGCGGAAACCUCGGCGGCAGCGUCGGCCUCGCCAAUCCCAGCCUGAGCAAUCUGCUGAUCAACGUUCCUAGCGCAGGAAGUCGACGCGGCAGCGGCGUGGUCGGAGGAAAUGGCCCUGCUACUUCCGGAGACCCCUCUGAGCUCAGUCUGUCGGGGCUGAGCACGCCCGACUCGGUGCAGUCCUCCUCUGACUCCUUCAGCCUCAAUCUGAAUGACAAGCAGAAGGCGAUCAGCGAAAUUCGCCAGCAGCUGAUGCUGACGGCGGAGCAGAUGAGCGGCGGUGGGAAUGGAAACGGUGGUGGUCCCAAGUCAGCAUCAUCCAACAGCGGCAGCAUGCAAUUUGGCGGCCCACUGACGCCCCAGUCGCCCAUGUUUCUGGGCAGUGUAAGCGGAAGUGGCGGAGGUGGACCACCGCCGCCGCUGGGACCGCCACCGAACUACCAAAGUUCGAUGGGAGGACCACCGCAGCAGCAGCAGCAGCAGCAGCCGCCACCGCCGAGCUAUCCGUCAAACUUUAACAAUCAGGUACCCAACCAGUCACCGUUUAACAGAGGUGGUGGUGGUGGUCCUCCUGGUGCACUGCCGCCCAAUCAGAUGCUGAUGGCCAGUCGAUCCCCUCUGGCAAGAGGUCAACUUCUUGGCGGACCGCAGAACCGUCAAAUGUCCAUGCAACAGCAACAACAGCAGCAGCACCAACUUCAACUGGUCAACAGCAUUCGCAUGCCCAAAGGAGGUCCUGGUGGUGGCGGUCUGGUGAACCUGCCGCCCGGAGCGCAGCAGCAGCUCAGUCAGCUGAAUCAACAGCUCGCCAACAGCAGUAACAGCGGCGGCAACAGCAAACUACCGCAGAGCCAACUGGCGCUGGAGCAGCAGCGACGACUGCUGCUCGACCGUCAGCAGCAGCAGAUGAUCACGCAGUCGUCGUCCUCCGCUUCUUCUUCAGUGAUCGGCAGUGGAGGCAGCAGUGUCGGAGUUGGUGGUGGUCAGGGUGGCCACAACGCACACGGCGUCGGCAACGAUGGUAAUGAUGGCAGUACUGGCAGUGCUGGCAACGGCAGCGGCAACAACAGCAGCUACGGCUUCGGCCAGACCAGUCUGAGCGACCUCAAUGGCCUACUUAACUCGAGCGCUCCGGCGCCCAAUGUGAUGGUGCAGAUGAAGCCGCGCAGUGUCCGCUUUCAACAGCAGCACGGCGGACGGAUUCGCCUGCAGACGCCCAACCAGCAACCGGGCCUGCAGCAGCAGCUUCGUCACACUGGCGGUCAGCAGCAGAUGAGCAUGCAGCGGCCUGGACAGCAGCAGCAGCAGUACCACCAGCAGCAGGACAUGCACCAGCAGCAGUUUCCGGGCGGAAAUCAGCAGCAGCAGCAGAUGAUGCAGAUGCAGAGGGCCCAGCAACAGCAGCAGCAGCAAACGCACGGCCGAAUGAUCAUCGGCCCGAAUGGCCAGCGAAUGUUCAUUCAGCAGCAGCAGCCAGGUCAGAUGGGCCUCGGGCCUCAGCAGGGGCCGAUGCAGCAGCAGCAGUCGAACAUGAACACUUUUGGCGGCAUGAACGCUGCCCAACAGCAGCAGCAGCAAAUGAAGCUGGUCGACUCGAGCGGUGGCGGAGGACAGCAGUUUGGUGGUGGUGGACACAUGUCCGCCCCAUUGCCCAGCUCCUCAAUGUUCAACAGCAGCAGCGGUGUUGGUGGUGGUAAUCAGCCGUCAUCAGCGAUCGGCAGCCAGCGAGCCUCUCCGUCGAUGAACAGCAACAGCGACAACAGUAGUCUGCUUUCUGCUUUUGAUAACACUGGCUCCAGUCAGCAGCAGCACUCGCCCUUUUCCAUGCCCGGCGACAUUACCUCCUCAUCGCCGUCCUCCUCCUCCGCAAACACGCUCAGCAGUCUUGUCGGCGGAGGUGACAGUGGUAGAGGCGGAGGUGGAGGAAACUCAAACUCCAACAACAACAACAACUCCAACAAGACAAACGCCUCUGACUUUGUGAAGCAGGAGCUGCGGACGCUC